AUGAGUGUUAAAGUAUAAUUAAUACAUUAACAAUGGGAUGAGAUUAGGAAAGUCUUGAGAGCUACUUAAAGAAAAUUUACAAUUAGUAAUAAUCUAUCUCUUACAAAUUGUAUUCCUAUAAAUAAAAGCUAAGAUUAAGCCAAAAAAGAAGCAAAUUUUUCUGAUAAUGAAUGGGAAUUUUACAAUAAUAACCCCAAUGCUUUAUUAUUAUUAAAAGAUACUUGUCGAAGUGUAUUUAUUCGAUUAAUUUUUAGACACAAGGCGAAAGUUUUAUUUGAGCUAAAGAAGAAGAGAACUAUCUUCUUAAAAUGAUUAAGAAUUUUAUAGUUAAUUACAAAGUAGAAGAGAAUAAGUGAAGAAGCAAAGAAUUCUAUAUAGCAAUGUCAUCAAUUUGGAAAAAGCUAUAAAAUAAGUAACAAUACCUAAAUCAAGUUAAACAAGACCUUCAACAAGGGUUAGAUAAAAUAGUUAAGAGAUCUAAUUAAAUAAAAAUAACUAAAUGAAAUAAAAUUAAAUGGAUAAAAAUAAAACAAAUAAAGUUAUUCCGAUUGAAAAUUAAUAAGGUUAAUUAAAUAGUGAUAAUAAAAAAGCUAAGAGGAAUUCUAAUAAUUUUUGGCAUAAAAUAAAAACUCCAACUAAUAAUAAUAAGGAUCAUAUGAAUCAAAUUUUGAAAAAAAGAUUCAAAAAUAACAAUGAUAUGUCUUUGGAUAUAUGUUGCUUCAAUUAUGAAUCAUUGUCAUUAUUAAAUUAAGUAAAGACUCCUACUUUAUAUAAUUAAUGA
Messenger RNA from Paramecium sonneborni, 781 nucleotides. The record is from the annotation of a GenBank genome assembly. Lineage: Eukaryota; Ciliophora; Oligohymenophorea; Peniculida; Parameciidae.